AAGCAUUCAGGAAACAAAUUGUAAAACAUGUUCUUCUCACCGAACAAUAGCAGACAGGGUAAAAUUUUAUUUCGUUUAUCAUGAGCUCAACAACGAGGAGUAAAUCUCAUGUUUCGGUACUGACGUCAGCGAUAAAUCCACUUGCAAACCCAAGAGGAGCGAAAAAGCUUUGUGAGCUUUGUCAAAACCUUGCGUACCUGCAAUGCACCAAAUGUCGAGUAACUUUCUACUGUGACACGGAACACCAGCAGGCUGACUGGGUAGGAAUCCAUGAGAAGAUCUGCCAGCUGCUCAUCCCCAUCCGCACCGCAAUGCCCUUCCACAGCCUGCAGGCGGACAGAGACCACCACCGCGCCCAGAUACUGCACAGACAAGAGGAGCUGAUUGAGAUCUCCAGGGCUGUGGCUCAGAAGAAGCUGUUCGAGGGGAAGUAUCAGGAGUCACUGCCUGCCGCCCAGCUCUCCCUGCGCUGUGCUAUGGAUGUCUACGGCCCCAGUGCUGUCCAGCUGGUCCCUGCAUACCUCCUGCUGGCGGAGGCAAACGUGGGUCUGGGCAGUCUGUCCCAGGCAGAGGGGUACCUGUCUCAGGCCGAGUGGACGGUGAUGAAGACGCCCGAGUGUAGCCAGACCGUCCGCCACCAGCUGCACCGCAACCUGGGUCGCCUCUACACCGCCACGGAAAACCUGGAGGGAGCGCUAUUGCACUUUGCCAACGACGUGUACUAUGCCAGUGAGGAGUAUGGCUUGGAUAACAUUGUCACUUGUGGUGGCUACUUUCUGAUGGCCAAUGUCUUUAUCAAGCAAGAAAAGAUGGAUAUUGCCAGUUCCUUAUACACUGAGGUAGCAAGUACAUGGCACUCUCACCUCACCAAACUUUUGGAGACGCAUACUCCAGGAUCCAUGACGCUGGAGCACUCUUUUGAUGAAGCUCAGCAGGCGGAAGCGGACCAGAUGCUAAGGGCCAUGCUGAAGGUUCAGGAGAGUAGCCCCAAGCAGGCUACGGCCCAGAACACCCUAGUGGCCCACUCUCUGGCCAUGCUGUGGUUCCUGGGAGGAUCCCCAGACAAGGCACUGGAGUUUGGCAGGAAGGCCCUGCAGUCCAGCCAGCUGGUCCCAGACCAUAGCCUAACAGAGCCCAUCCAGGGCCUGCUGCAGCUGGCAGCAGAGAGAGGCCCACACCUUACCAUCGCAAGCUGACUGCCUGCCUGUCCAUCCACCAGCCGGCUACCUCCUCAGCACAACACAAAAGAAGCACGCUCUAUACAUGAAAAAAUGGGCCAUAGUAGAAUCAUUACAGAAUAAAAGAUGUUGUGACUUUCCAUGGUGACUUCUGAUAGGCUGUGAUUGAACAGUAAGGAUGUGUCAUACCGGUAUGUGUGUUUUUGAGUUGAGAAUAGAAAAGACCCAUGAUGCAGACAUGUUGCGAGAGGUACAUUUCAGAUGUGAUGUUCAGGCUCAUAUAUGUCCACACUUGAGACAUCUUCUAUUCCCUUUUGUGGGUAUUAAGUAUGCAAUUACACUGUUGCCAUGUAGUUUCUUAAUAAAUACCAGGUAACUAGCGGUCUGUCAAAAUUAGCGUCACCCCGUUUUCAUUAAUAAGAUAAUGCUGACAUCUCAUUGUACGUGAGUGAAACUUUAUUUGAAUAGUGACA
Molecule: messenger RNA, 1651 nt
Organism: Oncorhynchus tshawytscha (Chinook salmon)
Lineage: Eukaryota; Metazoa; Chordata; Actinopteri; Salmoniformes; Salmonidae
Gene: zmynd12
Product: zinc finger, MYND-type containing 12
Exons: 8
Coding region: 81-1196 (371 amino acids)
Molecular function (GO): protein binding
Source: RefSeq, a predicted model, not a curated record